CAAGAAAAGAACAAUUUUGGAACUUUUUAAAAGCUACUGCAUUUACCGCUGUAGUUGGAUAGGUUCACUUGGCUCUUUCAGCAUUCACUGUGGGCUGAUUUAUACUCGCGUCUGAUGAACACUGAUAACCGUUUGCCUUUAACUUCCUUUUUAACUUUUACCCUUAUUGACUGUCACCAUACACCCUGUUAAAGAAUUAUUUGCUUGAUGUAUUUUUUUUUUUUGCUCGUAGUUUCAUAAAUGUCACAGCUUCCUGUGGGAGGGAAAAAAGAAGUCUACCCAAUGAUGUUAUAAAAGCUGUCGUUCCAUUCGCUGAUUUUAAGACACAGUCACUCUCAGACACGGCCAAUGCAUAUUCUCCAGCAGAGCAUGGAAAUAGUUGUGUUUCUGUUUCCUCAAUUGAACUUUUCUGCCCCCAAAGAGGAGCCAUAUUUCAAAAUGCUGAGUUCUUCAGAUUUGCAGGGAAUAAAAAAGGCUGAAAAAAGUGGGGUUAAGGAGAAGGAGAAGAAGAACAGGUUUAGUUUACUUAUGACAAAGUCAGGAUCUCAUGAAAAUGUCAACCCACAAUCUGACCCUAUAAGUGUGGCCCCGGAAGAAGCUGUGAAGUGGUGUGAAUCCUUUGAUACCCUUCUUGCUCAUAAAGAUGGACUUCAAGUCUUCAGCAUGUUCCUAAAGUCACAAUUCAGUGAAGAAAAUAUUGAAUUCUGGCAGAUUUGUGAAGAUUUUAAGAAGACGAAGCCCUCUGCUAAACUGAGCUCUAAGGCUAAGAAGAUCUAUUCUGUUUAUGUUGAAACUGGGUCACCCAAGGAGAUAAACAUUGAUUAUUCCACAAGGGAAGCCAUUAAAAAGAAUCUGCUGAACCCAACACCAUCUUGUUUUGACUUGGCACAAACUAAAAUCUACAUCUUAAUGAAAAAAGACUGCUACCCCCGAUUCCUUAAAUCUGACUUUUAUUUAAACUUGAUUAAAACAACAAAACCACCAACGCCGCCUCACGGCAGCAUGUACCGAAGACGAUCGCGGUCCUGUAUCUUCAACGAUCGGAGCGAAGCAGAGGCAGAACUCGGCAUCUGGCUAUGAAGGUACCUAAAGGGCAUGAGAGAUUUCAGGCAAUCAUGAGGGAAAUAAUUGAAUGAAGAAGAGGCUGUAACAAGCUCACAAGAAAAGGACUUUAGGAUUCCCGUAGUGUGGGUUUUAAUCAUCAUUGGUAACUCAUGAUGCCAACUGAAUCUCUUAAAUGAAGCUGAACUGGCAUUCUUCUUUUCAAGUGUCUUGUAAAAGUGGCAUUUCUUAAAAUUACAAAGACCACUCUGUGCCGUGGCUAACAUAGCUGACUAACACCAGAAUUUAAAUGUUAAUGUUGCCUGAACAGAAUGCCAAGUGUUCAGUCUCCGGUGGGCCAUUAACGCAAUGGCAGCAGUCUUUGUUUUGGUAAAUCUGUGACUUUUCAGUGGUGACAUCCGUGACAGUGAUGAGUUAAACCAGGUUAGGGCUGGUAAAUACUUCUACAAUUUUCUUUUAAUAAUUUAACAAGCAAAGACGGAUUAUUGCUGACUGAACACUAGGCAUUUUGGGGUUUUUUUGUGAACUAAAGGCCAUGUUCAAAGCAUUCAUUUGUAUUUAUUUGUAUGUGUGUGAUUUAAUGAACGUUUAUUUGCAGUAGUCACUGUGAAUUUUAUUCAUGCAAGUGUUUGCAUGCAGUGCAGCCAAAAACGUCAGAUGUAAGAAAGAACGCUACUUGCUGUUUGAUCCCAUACAUCCAUUUUGUAAACCCACUCUGAUUGCAGCACCAGCCCUGAGUGGUAUGCCAGGCUAACUGGCCACACUCAUCCAUUCAUAAAGCCACUCUCCAGUAUCGGCACAAUUCUGCCAUGUGUAUCACGUAUGUGGCACCCCAAGCUAUGCUGUUUCUUUGACUACAUCUGUGCACCUGUUGUAUCCACCAUUUCCAAGUUUCUACACAUCUGCACAUUUGGGGCCUCACUGCAUUUGUAAUAAAAGUAAUAUUUUGGCAACACUUUAGUUGAGGUAUUGCAAAAACGCACCUAUUUACUCUUAUGUAACAAGACCUUAACACACACUCCUUGGGUCUCCAUAACACUUUUAAAGCAUCAGUAAAGUGUUUCUUCAUCU
Molecule: messenger RNA, 2133 nt
Organism: Erpetoichthys calabaricus (reedfish)
Lineage: Eukaryota; Metazoa; Chordata; Cladistia; Polypteriformes; Polypteridae
Product: regulator of G-protein signaling 21-like
Exons: 5
Coding region: 349-1080 (243 amino acids)
Source: RefSeq, a predicted model, not a curated record